AUGAAGCCAGUGUGGGUCAUCAUCCUUGGGUGGAUCGUGCUGGUGCCCAGGGUAGGGGCUGCCAGGAGAGGAACCCCGGAAGAGGCAGCUUUCUACAAUGGAACCUUUCCGCCUGGCUUCUCCUGGGGCGUGGGCAGCUCUGCCUACCAGACAGAAGGUGCGUGGGACCAGGAUGGGAAAGGGCCCAGCAUCUGGGAUGCCUUCACCCACGGCGGGAGGCGGCAGGUGCCAGCAGACACAGCAGAUGCAGCCUGUGACAGCUACUAUAAAGUUCAGGAGGACAUCGCCCUGCUGAAGGAGCUGCAAGUCAGCCACUACCGAUUUUCCCUGUCUUGGCCGCGGCUCCUGCCCACAGGUGUCAGAGCUGAACAGGUGAACAAGAGAGGGAUGGAAUUCUACAGUGAUUUCAUUGAUGCCCUGCUGGAGAGCAACAUCACCCCCGUUGUGACCUUGCACCACUGGGAUCUGCCACAGACGCUCCAGGUCACAUAUGGUGGGUGGCAGAAUUCGAGCAUGACCCGGUACUUCAGGGACUAUGCUGACCUGUGCUUUGAGGUCUUCGGAGACCGAGUGAAGCAUUGGCUCAUGUUCAGUGAUCCUCGGACAAUGGUAGAAAAGGGCUGUGAGGCCGGCCUCCACGCACCAGGCCUGCGGCUGCAGGGCACUGGCCUGUGCAUGGCAGCACACCGUGUAAUUAAGGCACACGCCCAAGCUUGGCAUUCUUACAACAACACAUGGCGCAGCAAACAGCAAGGCCAAGUGGGGAUCUCACUGAACUGUGACUGGAGAGAACCUGUGGACACCAACAACCCCGACGACAUCGAGGCUGCUGAGAGAUACCUACAGUUCUGCCUCGGUUGGUUUGCCAACCCCAUUUACGCUGGUGACUAUCCCCAAGUCAUGAAGGACUACAUUGGAAUGAAGAGUGCAGAGCGAGGCCUGGAGACGUCGAGGUUGCCUACGUUCUCCCUUCAGGAGAAGAGCUACCUUAAAGGCACAUCUGACUUCCUGGGACUGGGCCAUUUUACCACUCGAUACAUCACUCAGAGGAAAUACUCCUCCCUCCAGGGUCCCAGCUACCAGAAUGACCGUGACUUGGUAGAGCUUGUAGACCCCAACUGGCCAGAGCUGGGGUCUUCGUGGCUCUAUUCUGUGCCAUGGGGAUUCAGGAGGCUUCUCAACUUUGCUCAGACUCAGUAUGGUGAUCCUCCCAUACUCGUGACAGAAAAUGGAGCAUCUCAGAAGUUACACUGCACUCAAUUCUGUGAUGAGUGGAGAAUUCAGUACCUCAAAGGAUACAUAAAUGAAAUGUUAAAAGCUAUAAAAGAUGGUGUGAAUAUAAGAGGGUACACUUCCUGGUCUCUGCUGGAUAAGUUCGAAUGGGAGAAAGGCUAUGCAGAUAGAUACGGGUUCUACCACGUUGACUUCAAUGUGAGACACAAGCCUCGCUACCCCAAGGCUUCAGUUCAGUAUUACAAGGAGAUCAUCACAGCCAAUGGGUUUCCAAACCCACGAGAGGUGGAAAGCUGGCAUCUCCAAGCUUUGGAAACUUGCUCCAUCAACAACCAGAUGCUUGCCACAGAGCCCUUGCUCAGGCACAUGCACGUGGCUUCAGAAAUCGUGGCCCCAACAGUCUGUGCCCUCUCCAUCCUCAUUGCUGCCCUGCUGUUAACACUUCUCUUCAGGAGCUGCAGCUGA
Psammomys obesus (fat sand rat) is the source of this 1698-nucleotide messenger RNA. RefSeq names its product lactase like (gene Lctl). The record is from RefSeq and is a predicted model, not a curated record. Gene Ontology annotation, molecular function: beta-glucosidase activity. NCBI's taxonomy places the organism in Eukaryota, Metazoa, Chordata, Mammalia, Rodentia, Muridae. Gene Ontology annotation, biological process: carbohydrate metabolic process. The coding region runs from base 1 to 1698 and encodes 565 amino acids. The transcript has 13 exons.